CUGAUAAUGACUAGUUGCUGCUGGCACUGCUUAUUUUGCGUAACAAAAGAUAGUUGUUUACGUGACGACCAUUAUUACGGUAAAUCAUUCUGGUGUUGUCAACCUAUCCAUGAAUUCCUGUAUCGACUUCUGCGGUUUGUUAUUGGCGCAACGGCAAUGACGAUUUCGUACGUUAGCAAUGCCGCAAACACGCUGCUUCCACCAAGUUUUCCACAUGCGCGCUAAGUCCAAUGCCGACGGAUAUAUAUAUUUGGCGACUCGCAUUUUCAUUCCAAGUUCAAGUAUUCCCCACUUCCCCACAUUCGAGUAGUGAACUUCUCAGCCCUUCAACUACACCGGACCUGGAGCGUGCUUACUACUAAGAAGCGUUAUCUCAACGAUGGCAGACUGCGGUGUUCAGCUACAGUCAUUUUUGCCGUCCUCUGUGACAAGGUUGGCAUCGGCGGGUUUCAGCCCAUCCCCUUCACGAACGGCCUCUCUGGGCGGGAGCUGGCACCCAGGACUUAAUUGCCAUGGCAUCGGCUGGAAGCAAAUAAUUCACCCAGAUGCUGGGUGUUACUACGUCUAUCCGGAGCAGAACAUAUAUACUUGGUCUAACAUCUCUGACACAAGAGUACGCUGUCUUGUGAUGGAAGCCGUGCAACAGUUGGAUAGAAGCUCCGAGCUGCAAUCCUGGCUUCAGGGAGACAAAGAUAUCUGUGUCGUGCUGAAUGUGGAAGACUACUCGUCGCAAACUUGUCUUUAUUACUUUGUAUCUCAUAUUGACCAACGCAUCUUCUGGUUGAGGGAGCAUAGCGAAGUGAAGCUGCGCUGUGCGUCGAAACAGUGUCGACGGCAUCCAUCCCAAUCACAUUGUAUAUUGGAUCAAUACUGGAAGCAUUGCGAAUUAUUCCCAACACCACAUUCCCUCACUCACGAUGUCAUUAACUAUAUGAAGGACGUUUUGAUACAAGCAUCGGGAGAACGUAUGACGGUGAAAUACUCCACAUCGCCUUACACCAUGGAUGAUCUAUCCCAUAUGCUUUGCCUUGUCAAGGAGAUCGAAGCGGACAGUAAAAUGCGAUGUAGUGACCAUUCUGCAUGGGUUAUUGCCAAGUUAAUGUCUCUCCAUGUCAAUGGUGUCCUCCGAAGCUCUUAUGGUCAAAUCGACGACUAUUUUGAUAUCGACUACUCGGGGACGACUGGCAGAGGGCCCUACGAACGAAGCUGGCUUAUGAUUUUACUCGACCCACUUCUCUUUAGAUGUGCGGACGCAUACGCGGAGCAACUCUAUGCUUUCUACGACAGUUUCAGCCCAGUAAGUUGGUCGCGUUUCGUAAGAAAAGUGGACGUGAGUAUCCGCGACUCCAACCUGCUGGCGACUGUUCUCCUUAGCACGAGUGUGGGCUUUCUUCAGAUCGGCAGUAUUGACGCAGCAACGGGCCCGGGAAAGAGAUCUGCUGUACAAAUCAUUGUUUAUACCUCGAUCAUAUGUAGUAUCGGCAGCAUCAUCGUUGGGCUGCUCAUGACGCAACAAUAUCGUGCCAAGGGAGCGGAUACGCCGUUGCGUGCGGUGGCUCUCCUCAAACGCAUCCUCAAAAAACCUUACGGUCUGGAAAGACUUGCCAUCGCAUGCUGUCUUCCCACCGUCCUACUCAUGUGGAGUCUUGUUACAUUUCUGACUGCACUCUGUGUCGUAUUCUAUUACCAAACAGGCAUUGCCGUUCGGAUCCCGGUCACUGUUGCCCUCGGUGUGAUCUUCCUUUCACUAAUUGGCUGUCUGCAUACAUCGGGUAUGCAGUUAUUCCCACGCGAGGCUCGAAACGGACGACACAAAGAGGAGACUACUACUGUCACUGGCUAGCAUUGCUCUUCUGGUACGACGCCUCCGCGCGACUUCUUACCGGGACUUUUGAAACGUGUUACCACCUAACUGCUUAAUUCCAUACCUCGAA
Messenger RNA from Pisolithus orientalis, 1934 nucleotides. RefSeq lists its product as uncharacterized. NCBI's taxonomy places the organism in Eukaryota, Fungi, Basidiomycota, Agaricomycetes, Boletales, Pisolithaceae. The record is from RefSeq and is a predicted model, not a curated record. The coding region runs from base 380 to 1843 and encodes 487 amino acids. The transcript is spliced from 13 exons.